AUGACUAAGCUUGGAUUUGUUCUUCUCGCUGCCCUGGCUGGCAGCGCUGCCGCCGCUCCUUCAGCUCCAGCUAUUACUCAAGCUCCCGAGGUGCACGCCUACGGCAAGCGUGCUACCAGCUGCACCUUCUCCGGUUCCGAUGGUGCUGCAAAGGCCAGCAAGUCCCAGGCUUCUUGCGCCACCAUCGUCCUCAACAACGUCGCAGUCCCCAGCGGUGUGACUCUCGAUCUCAGCAAGCUCAAGGACAACACCAAGGUCAUCUUCAAGGGUACCACAACCUGGGGCUACAAGGAGUGGAAGGGUCCUCUCAUGAAGAUCUCUGGAAACAAGAUCACCGUUGAAGGAUCCGGUGCUAUUCUCAACGCUGGUGGUGAGAAGUACUGGGAUGGCAAGGGUGGAAACAGUGGCAUCACGAAGCCCAAGUUCUUCGCUGCUCACAAGCUUACCGACUCCAAGAUCAACAACCUUUACGUCAAGAACACCCCUGUCCAGGCUGUCAGCAUCAACGGCGUGAACGGUCUUGAGAUCAACAAGUUCACUCUUGACAACAAGGAUGGUGACACAAAGGGUGGCCACAACACUGAUGCUUUUGACAUCGGUUCCUCCACUGGCGUUACCAUUGAUGGCGCCAAGGUCUACAACCAGGAUGACUGUGUUGCUGUUAACUCUGGAAAGAACAUCAUUUUCAAGAACGGCUACUGCCACGGUGGCCACGGUCUCUCCAUCGGCAGUGUCGGAGGCCGCGAUGAUAACGUCGUCGACAACGUCCAGUUCCUCAACUCUGAGGUGGCCAACUCUGCCAACGGUAUCCGCGUCAAGGCUUUCAAGAACCACACCGGAAAGAUCAACAAGGUCACCUACUCCGACAUCACCCUCACCAAGAUCCAGAAGUACGGCAUUCUCGUCGAGCAGAACUACGAUGGUGGCGACCUCCACGGAGACCCUACCAGCGGCCUUCCCAUCACCAACCUCACUCUCAAGAACAUCAAGGGCAAGAACGCCGUUGACGCCAAGGGAAAGAAUGCUGCUAUCGUCUGUGGCAAGGGAGCUUGCACUAACUGGACUUGGUCCAACGUUCAAGUUUCUGGUGGUAAGAAGUACGACAGCUGCCAGAACGUUCCCAGCGUUGCUUCUUGCUAA
Fusarium pseudograminearum CS3096 is the source of this 1140-nucleotide messenger RNA. RefSeq lists its product as uncharacterized. Bases 1 to 1140 code for a protein of 379 amino acids. The record is from RefSeq and is a predicted model, not a curated record. The transcript has 2 exons. Gene Ontology annotation, cellular component: extracellular region. Gene Ontology annotation, molecular function: polygalacturonase activity. NCBI's taxonomy places the organism in Eukaryota, Fungi, Ascomycota, Sordariomycetes, Hypocreales, Nectriaceae. Gene Ontology annotation, biological process: pectin catabolic process.